AAAAUAUAAAGCUAUAUUAUAACUCUUAACAAAUUUGCAAUCUUACACUUGUUGAAACAUCUAGGUUGAAUAGAAAUAGAACAAAAUUAUGCUACAGCACCAUAUUUAGCAUCUUAGACAUACUACUACCAGUAAAAUGUUUCAAAAUUAUACACCCUAUUGGGCUGCAUCAAACGUUGAGAACAAAAAUACUAGGACAGAAGCAUCAGCCACCAAAAAUAGGUCCAUACAAAUAGAGAAAAAGUCAUCAAAUCAGCAACCCUUUCCAAUGAAUCAGUCACUUGCUUUACUUUCUCACAUUUUUUCAAGUUCCAGUUUUGUAUUCUUUUCCUUGCUUCUGUCCAUUGUUCAUCACUAAUUCACUACUAGUGUCAGAUUCUUCUCCAUCAAGUGAUUCAAUGAAAGAUUGCAGAUUUUCUUCACGCUCUUCAUCCAUCCUACAAAUUUGUUUUUCUCCUUUUGAGCUAUCAUCUUCCCCUCUAAAACAAAAGACCUGAAAUCAUUUAUUCUUACCCACUUAGUAAUAUGGAGUAUUACAAACAAAUAGUACUAUAUCACAUUCAAAAAUAAAUGACUAAACAUAGCAAAGUAUAGAACAAAAUACGUGGCACGUAUGGAAAAAACAAGUCCAGGUCCUCUUUUUGUAAAACUGGUAUGAAUCAAUCCUAUACGGAGCAAUUUUCUCAUUGUCUUAUGGCCAUACCAGUAUACGCUUAUUUUUUGUCCAUCCCUAUCCGUUCAUGACAGCUUCCCGUUUAUCAAUUCAGGCCUUUUUUUCUUAAUCCACUUUUCACCUUCAGUAUUUUUAUUCGACUCUGAAGAAGACGGAGAGUAGAAUUUUAGGACGCGCCUUUUGGAGAUCACACUCUGGUGCUGAUUCUUUAAUCGUCGUGCGAUCGGAAGUCAAAGAGGGGAAAGGGGAUAUACGAAACGGCUGCAGACACUCUGAUACAUACUAGGGUUUCUUGCCUUCUUGGAGGAAGAUAAACACGCUAUGGCUCCACCGCUCCAGGGCGUAAACGUGGAGCAAAAGGAGUGAAGACGACCAGUGAGUUGAGUAUCGGUGAUCUUGUCCUGACCAAGUUUAAGGGUUUCCCUGCCUGGCCUGCAAAGAUUAGGUUAUCAACACCUUACUAGGUUGGAAAAACAGCUGAAGUAGCUCUAAUCGGUCAGGAGAUGGAUGCAAAGGAUAUUUUAGGAUUGCCAAAGAAUACAGUGUCCAUACCCUCAGAAAAGAAGUCCAGACCUCAGAAAGAGUCUCAACGCAAACCUGAUGGCAUUUCGCGAGAAGUUUACGCCCUUACAGGAGGUCUAGCGCCUCUUAUGCCUGCUAUUGACAUAAAUCAUUUGAAACGACGAACACAGACAGAGAAUGAAAAGAUUACUUGGCAAUGGCUACCUUUUACUAAUUCUGCCCGAAAUGACAACUUGGAACUGUACCACUGGGUGAGGGUUGUAAAUGGUGUUUUGCCUAAAGAUGACUAUUCAUUUGCCAAGUAUAACAAGUCUGUGGAUGUUAUUCAAUACACAGGAGAGGAGUAUGAGAAGUAUUUGACAGAUCCUAUGUGGACGAAGGAAGAGACAGACCAAUUGUUUGAGCUGUGUAAAAGGUUUGAUCUGCGUUUUGUUGUGAUAGCCGAUAGGUUCCCAUCAUCACGUACAGUUGAAGAGCUUAAGGAUCGUUAUUAUACUGUAUCAAGGGUUGUCUUGAACUCAAGGUCUGCAUCUUCUGUUGAUGUUGUUGGGCAUCCCAUUCUUAAGGAAUCUGAGCCUUACAAUAUGACUCAAGAGAUUGAAAGGAAACGUGCAUUGUCUAUGGUGCUUUCGCAUACAAAGCAUCAAGAACGCAGGGAUGCAGAGGUCCUUGCCGAAGCAAAGAAAAUAAUGGAAUCACGUAAGGCUUCCAAGGUUGCUGAAGAGUCAGAGCUACCCCUCAUGUCAGAUUUUGGACCAGAAGGUCUGGAUAUGGCCGCUACUGUUAAUCCUGCUUCAACUUCACCCAAUGCUCAGUUCCCUUUGGGCACAAGUGCUACUCCCAUAUCAGAAACUGCUUCAACUUUAGCUUCUCUUCGCAUGUUGGGGGUGUACUUGCGUACCUAUGCACUUGAGCAAAUGGUGCAAGCAGCAAGCUCGUCAGCGGGACUUCGGACUAUAAAGCGUGUUGAACAAACUUUACAAGACCUAGGGGUGAACUUGAAGCCUAAAGUUCCAACUAAACUAGUAUGUGCGGAGCAUCUUGAACUUAGAAAAGAAAUAUUGACCCUAUUGAAUCUUCAAAAACAGUUGCAAUAUAAGGAGUCUGAAGGUUCUUCCUAUCGUGAUGGUUCAUAUUCUGAAACACCCGGUACACCAACUAAGCGAGCACAACGCAGUGCUGAUCAGGACAGGACAUUCGGCCCUGACUUAAGUUUUGGAGGUGAAAGAGUUGGUAAAAGGGAUCAAAAGCGCAAGGCACCCGGAACACCCAAAUUUGAAGGCUCCCCUGCAACGUCAAAACGUCCGAGGAAGCUGAAAACCUCAGAUGGAUAGCCUGUUGAGCAGAGCAGAAACACUACCUUUCUGUGAAUGCUUUCUUCUUCUUCAGGCAUGAUGUGGCCAAGCUGCUUGAAGUGGGACGUUCAGCCACACUGGUGAAGGCUCCAACUGACCAGUAUGGAGUAGCUCCAACUGACUGGCAUAGUGCUAUUAUUAUUAAAUUUUAACACGUGAGUUCCAGCCAGUAUUAAUCUGUAAAUUCCAGGUUUCUCACUGUAAUUAUCCGCCGGCAAACCUGAAAAUGCUACCAAAUAUUGAGUUGGAUUUACCACCACCAAGCCUAGUUCUUCUUCUUCUUCUUCUACUUCUUCAGGUUUUCUUAUAAAACUGGCCAAAAUAUAAAUUAGAUUGUUUUUUAGAUGAGAGUUUCACAAAUUGAAACAAAUUGUUUGACUUUGUAGCUUGAUUGUCAUUAAUUUUACUUGUAGCAAUUUUUUAAUUUACUAUCUCUUACGAUAGUAUUACACUAUUACUUAAGAUUCACAUGUUUACA
Molecule: messenger RNA, 3028 nt
Organism: Cuscuta epithymum
Lineage: Eukaryota; Viridiplantae; Streptophyta; Magnoliopsida; Solanales; Convolvulaceae
Source: the annotation of a GenBank genome assembly